Messenger RNA from Penicillium cosmopolitanum, 828 nucleotides. RefSeq lists its product as uncharacterized. The transcript has a single exon. Bases 1 to 828 code for a protein of 275 amino acids. The record is from RefSeq and is a predicted model, not a curated record. NCBI's taxonomy places the organism in Eukaryota, Fungi, Ascomycota, Eurotiomycetes, Eurotiales, Aspergillaceae.
AUGAAAGCAGCCGCCGCCAUCGCGCUCAUCCUCUGCAUGAUCCCCGCAGUCUGCAUCGUGGUCUGGAUCGGUCUUCACUUUGCGAAACGACAUAUCGAAAGCAAAUCCGCCAUGAGCAAAGCCUACUACCGUCGAGCGCGCGAGGGUAUUCCAAACACCACUGACGUCGAACUCGGCCCUCUCAAUGCCAACCGCUACACAGUACAAUUGGCACCAUACCGAUAUGUGAAGAGGAAUCAGCAGACUACCUUUGUUCGACCGACCCAGGAUCAGCGAGCUCGACGUACCAAGAUGAACAUCCGAGGCACGAACUACCACGUUGUUGAGAAUAGACAGACCAGCCGGAGGAGCGCUUCAGCUAAACCGAAUCAACGGAGUGACCAUGGGUCGAAUCGAGCCCAGCAGGCUGCAAAAAUGAGCAAGAAGGAGAGGAAGAGGCAGAGGCAACAGCAGAAGCAGCAGCAGAGACAAAAGGAGAAGGGAAAAGAAAAGCACGAGAAGGAGGAAAGCAACAAAUGGGAUAACGGCUCGGGGAAUGGCCAGCGAAGCAAUGGUGAUUCAUGGAAUGAUAAGUCCAAUCGGGGAAGCAAUGCAGAGGGACAGUCCCAGCAACGAAGCCAGCAUAGCCAGCAAGAUGCUUCCAAUGGAGUACUCGGCCAAUGGGACGUUGUCGAACAAGAAGAAGAAAAUCCGCAGACUAACAACUUGAAUCCCUGGAACGAGAACGUCCAGGGGGAUCCUCCGGCCAGCCACCAUGGGUCUGCAAAUGCGGGAUGGGACACUGGCAAUCAUGAGAAUCGGGAUGAGGUUCACGCGCAGCAAUGGUGA